Messenger RNA from Nasonia vitripennis (jewel wasp), 1452 nucleotides. RefSeq names its product rhomboid domain containing 1 (gene Rhbdd1). Bases 302 to 1042 code for a protein of 246 amino acids. Gene Ontology annotation, cellular component: membrane. NCBI's taxonomy places the organism in Eukaryota, Metazoa, Arthropoda, Insecta, Hymenoptera, Pteromalidae. Gene Ontology annotation, molecular function: serine-type endopeptidase activity. The transcript has a single exon. The record is from RefSeq and is marked validated.
GUGCUAGAAACAUCCUAACCUGUACACAACAAACGUUUCUCUGACGAGAUGCCGCCGAAAGUGGCAAGUGAAUCUGAAAAAGACACGUCAGUUUGAACGAGAGUUGCAGGAUCGCCUCAAUGACAGGCAAGUUAAGUAAGUUUAAGCGACUCGAAGAGAUUUCAUCAGUCUUUGAAAAGAAACGAAAUUGAAGCGGUUUAACUUGCCUGGUUAAACCUUUGACAAGCAUUGAUAAAGAAAGAAGAUUCAAGUGAUUUAUGACAAAAAAGGAUUGAUACAAAUUUAUGUACGAUAAUUCAGAAUGAGACCAGCACAAAGAAGGCAGCCAGGGCUGCAGUACGGACUGGUACUGUUAGCAUCACAGGCCAUGAAUUUCGGAAUUGACAAGAUACCUCCUGCCACUCUCCUAGGAAUGGCAGUUCAAAGUCUUCUAUACGCCGGAAUGAUCAAAGUGCCAUGGAAUCCAGAGGACGUGUGCAUCUCCACAUUAAAAAUUCUCAAGCACAAAGAUUGGCGUUCCUUCGUAGUAUCCAAUUUUGAGCACGGAUCAGAUAUGCAUCUCUACUACAAUAUGGUAUCGUUUCUCCUGAAAGGUUCCUAUUUAGAGCCCAUGUAUGGAACAGCCAACUUUGCCUUGCUCAUUGGUCUGUUAUCCCUGGGUUGUAGUUCAAUGUAUGUUUUCUUGGGAUAUGCAUUGACACAAAUUACAACGGAUUACGCUUACUACACCUCCUGUGCCAUUGGCUUCUCAGCAGUUCUUUUUGCCUUGAAAGUUAUUGUCGUCUGUGAGGAACAUGACAGACCUACUGAUGUAGGAGGUUUCAGAGUACCAAGUAAGUUUGCAGUCUGGGCUGAGCUGGUUUUAAUUCAUCUUCUAGUUCCAAACUCAUCAUUUAUUGGACAUCUUGGAGGCAUUUUGGUUGGCUGUUUAUAUUGUUAUACAUUUGUGGGAGAAAUUGUAGACAGUAAAUUAUCCACCAUUACUGGACGACCCAUUAUCCACGAAGAUCAAUUUUACAGGAGACGUACUUGGAGAUUUUAAGUGUUGGGGCAAAGAUUUUUUGAGUGAAUCUUGAAUGUUGUAUGAAUGAAGAUAUAUUGUAACUAAAAAUAGAUACUUGAAUGUAGAACCAUUCAGUGUAAUUUCUGUGAUGAAACAAUAACAGUACAUAUUAAGGGAAAUAUAUGUGUUAGCGGUAAAGUACAAACAUGUGAAAAGCACAAAUGUUAUUAUUUUUAUAUUUAAUUAUAAAAUACCUAAUUAAAAAUAAAAUAUAUAACUUAUGAACAAAUUAUCUGAUUUUUGUAAUGUCAAUUUCUUCACCCAGAAAAUCAAUACACAUGUUUGUGCAUGCAUCAUUUCCAAAGUUACUGUUCCAAACUCACUUUGCCUAUAUUUAACAACUGCCCAAACUAUAAGUGGUUUUUAAUAAACAAAAUUAUAAUAAUUUA